Messenger RNA from Aureobasidium melanogenum CBS 110374, 1068 nucleotides. RefSeq names its product WD40 repeat-like protein. Lineage: Eukaryota; Fungi; Ascomycota; Dothideomycetes; Dothideales; Saccotheciaceae. The coding region runs from base 1 to 1068 and encodes 355 amino acids. The record is from RefSeq and is a predicted model, not a curated record. The transcript has 2 exons. Gene Ontology annotation, molecular function: protein binding.
AUGCAUGCUUCAGCGAUAUUGAUCCACAGCCUCAAAGGCCACACCUUUGAGGUUGGUCGACUAUUGUUUUCUCCCGAUAGGAAAAUACUAGCAGCCACUGACGACUCGUUCAUCACACUCUGGGAUGUUGAGACUGGUACUCUUCGAAGCACAUCCGAAGAAGUUGACGACAUUAUUUUCGAUAUAGUCUUUUCGCCUGACAACAAAUGGAUAGCAGCAGCAUCUGGAGAUGGAUAUGGUCGAGUCUGGAACAUUGAAACUGGUGACUUGGUGCACACCUUAGAGGUCGAGGACGAACGAAUGCUGUCAGUGGCGUUUUCUGCAGACAGUAAAUCAAUCGCUACUGGUUCUGAGAUCAUGAGAGUCUGGGAUGUGGCUACUGGGAAACUGCUGCAUACACUAUCGAGGAGUGAGUACCCACCAGAAAUCGGCUCCGUCGACUUCUCUCCAGACGGCAAGUUUUUAUUGUCUGGGUGUGGAAACACAUCCACGGUGUCCAUCUGGAAUACAGAGUCGUGGAAGCUGGAACACACCAUUAGAGGAUACUACUCAGCAUGUUUUUCGCCGGAUGGUAUGCAUCUAGCAGUUCCGACCGACGAGCAUGAAAUCAUUCAUCUAUACGACACACGCACCUGGCAGCUUCAGAGCACUUUAAAAACUCCUGAACAGGAAACCUUCGCAAGCAGAUUCUCUCCGGAUAGCAAAACCAUUGCGACAUACUCACGCCAUCAAAUAAAACUAUGGUGCGUAGAGAAUGGCAAGGUCAUCAGGACUUUUCAGGAUCCCACACGAAAGCUUUCAUCUCCCACCUUUUCUCCUGAUGGCAAAGUCCUGAUUGCAGGUGCAAGAAAGUGUGGUCUCAGAGUCUGGGAGGUCGAGAGUGGAGACUGUCUGUUGAUGUUCGAGCCUGAAGAUGGAGAUAGACGGCGUUGGAACCCCAGUGGGGGCAGAGCUGGCCCACCAGCUUUUGAGAUUCUCUUCGGUGAUGGAAAGGCGAAAGUUGCAGUCGCGUUUCCUGAUGGUAGUAUUAGACUUUGGGACGUGAGAUGGGAGUCUGAGUCAACCUGA